ACGCAGGAUAGGAAUGAGGGAGUGAAUGUUCCGGGUCAGAAACUGGACGGGAGAGGAAAUAAACUCCAGGACAAAACGGAAAAAAGAAACAACAUCCUCACAGAAUGUCGCUCUCUGCUACACAGAGAUGUAAGCUGCUGUUUUUACACAGAAAGUGAUUUUUUUAAAGCAUUGGAGCUCCAGGAGAAGGAAACACAGGUGCCAAACUACGAACUAACAAAGUGAGCCAAGCACAGAGCUGGAGCUCCGGAUAGUGGCGACCAGCUAGCUCAUUUACCGCCGGAGUUUCGGUGUUUAUUCUCGUUUGUUUAUCGCACGGAUACGGGAUUUGAUCCCCUUCUCCUUCCCCCUCCGCGAUGUUUCACUGCAUCCCCCUGUGGCGGUGCAACCGUCACGUCGAGAUGAUCGAUAAACGCCACUGCUCUCUGGUUUAUGUUCCCGACGAGAUUUAUCGCUACGCUCGGAGUUUGGAGGAGCUGCUGCUGGACGCCAACCAACUCCGAGACUUACCCAAGCCUUUGUUUCAGCUGCUGAAACUUCGGAAACUAACCCUGAGUGACAAUGAGAUCCUCCGAAUUCCAGCAGAGAUUGGCAACUUUAUGGAGCUGAUGGAGUUGGAUCUUUCACGAAAUGAUAUUCAAGACAUUCCAGAGAGCAUUUCCUACUGCAAAGCCCUCCAAGUUGCAGAUUUCAGCGGAAAUCCAUUAAUGAGGCUACCUGAAAGCUUUACCCUACUUAAAAAUCUAACAUGCCUGUCCAUCAAUGAUGUUUCACUGCAGGCUCUUCCUGAAGACAUUGGAAGACUGUCUAAUUUGGUAUCACUAGAGCUCAGAGAAAAUGUCCUGACGAUGCUGCCAGAGUCAUUAUCUCAACUUCAUAAACUUGAAGAACUUGACCUCGGCAAUAAUGAACUCUACAGUUUGCCUGAAUCAAUUGGCUGUCUUAUUAGCCUGCGGGACUUAUGGCUGGAUGGAAACCACUUAACUGAAAUACCUGCUGAGCUGUGCAAUAUUAAGACCUUGUUAUAUCUGGAUGUAUCUGAAAACAAGCUGGAGUUUCUACCGGAGCAGCUGGGAGGACUGGUGUCACUCACUGAUUUGCUGGUGUCACAGAACAAUCUGGAGUAUAUUCCAGAAAGUGUCGGAAAACUAAGGAAGCUUUCUAUCCUGAAAGCUGACCAGAACAGGAUAGCGUCUCUUCCAGAAUCCAUUGGUAACUGUGAAAGUCUGACAGAGCUUGUUCUCACUGAGAACCAAAUACAGAUUUUGCCUGCUAGUAUUGGAAAUUUAAAGAAACUCUCCAACUUAAACUGUGACAGAAACAAGCUAACAAUGUUACCAAAGCAGAUUGGAGGCUGCUGCGGUCUCAACGUCUUCUGUGUGCGAGACAACAACCUGAAGAGGAUACCAGCAGAGCUGUCACAAGCUAGUGAGCUGCAUGUGUUGGAUGUCUCUGGAAACCGCCUGUCAUACCUGCCGAUGUCUCUGACCACGCUACAUCUGAAGGCCCUUUGGCUGUCGGAAAACCAGUCGAAGCCGCUUCUCACCUUUCAGCCAGACGAAGAUCCUGAAUCAGGAGAGAAGGUGCUCACCUGCGUCCUGCUGCCUCAGCAACCCAGUGAAUCAGGCUCUGACAAUCUGGCCCGCUUUGGAGGUCUGGAGAGCCUGGUGAACGGGAUGGCUGAUGAGGUCUGGGAUGGCAAAGACAUGAACAGGAUCAGCUCCAUUCACUUCAUGGAUGAGGGCGAGGAGGAUGACGAUGAUGAAAAGGGAACACUACUACGGAGAGCCACGCCUCACCCCGGCGAGCUAAAAACCAUGAAGAAAACCGCAGAGAGCGUCCGCAACGCCCUGGACUCCAACAAAAAUGAGGUCAAUAACGCUGCAGAUGGAGUGACUACGUCCGUCUGACCUUUACCUCAGAAGUGUUUUUUUUUUUUCUCCUUCUGUGUCCUGCCAUAUCGCCCUGCGCAACCCUGCAGUCCUGUGUUGUUGUUGCCUUUUUUUUUUUUUCUUUUUACCUACAAAUCCCAGUUUGGCCUACCUGUCGUCUGGUCAUACAACCUGAAAGCUGGCUCCAUCUCCAGUCCUGUGUGGGGAAAAAAAUGAAACUGUCUACCAGGGCCGCCGUGCCUUCCUCUUUUUAACAAACACCCGCAGCAAAAACCUGCACAGAGAUGCUCCUUUUUUUGACUGUAUAUUUUAAAAAUGCAUUACUUUUUAAAAAAGUGAUCUUUAAGAAUUCAUUAGGUAGUUGCACUACAAACCUAUUAAAUGUAUUGUGUUUGUUUUAUUUUAUUUUUUAAAACACUGGGUCUUUCUACAUUUUGGGACAGAGAAUAGGAGCCGGGUUUUCGAACCUACUGAUUUAAAGAUUAUUGUAAAUCUAUUGUGAAUAUUGAUACUUUUAUACUUUUUGGCAGCUCAGAUGUAAAUAAAAAUGUAUAGCAAGUCUCUUCUUAAUCGGUUUAAGCUUCACUUUAACUUGGUACAUGGAUCUCUAUUUUUCUAAAAUCAAGGUAAUGAACAAAACAGUCAGCAAUGUCUUUUUUUAUUUCCUCGGUCUGGGGAAUCUUUUUUUUAGAAUAUUCAACUCUGCAUUCAAUUACUGCACAUCAAAUUUACAUUGCAAUUUGCAUUGUGAUUACUCUGUCAGGAUCCUGUUCUAUUCAAUAACGCUGUACCUUACUGCUUUGCAUUACUUUUCCUUAUAGAUGCCAAACGGACAUAUUUUUAUCUUUUUAAGGGUUGCUUUAUUUUAAAGAGAACUGUGUAGAUCAACUAUCAGAGCUUUGGGGGGAUUGAGGGUUUUUUAUGAUGAUUACUCUAAAAUUGACAUUGUUCCUCUCAGAUGCACUUCUCAUUGAUACUCCACUUUUGUUUUAUAAUGGUACCUGAUAAACUGUGUUAAUUUGCUGUUAGAUCGAUUUGCAGAAAGUGGACCAGAGCAAAUGGUUCAAGUGUUCUUUUUUUUGUGUGCUAUUAUUCUCCGAUAAAGCUGCACAGUAAAGAUCUCAGACUGGCUGUAAACCUUGAGAUUUGCUGACCUUUUUAACCACUGAUCAAUAAAAGUGAGUGCAACACUAAA
Molecule: messenger RNA, 3087 nt
Organism: Cyprinodon tularosa
Lineage: Eukaryota; Metazoa; Chordata; Actinopteri; Cyprinodontiformes; Cyprinodontidae
Gene: lrrc1
Product: leucine rich repeat containing 1
Exons: 15
Coding region: 357-1910 (517 amino acids)
Biological process (GO): neurotransmitter receptor transport, endosome to postsynaptic membrane; neurotransmitter receptor transport postsynaptic membrane to endosome
Cellular component (GO): postsynaptic membrane; adherens junction; postsynaptic density
Molecular function (GO): protein binding
Source: RefSeq, a predicted model, not a curated record